Trichoplusia ni (cabbage looper) is the source of this 433-nucleotide messenger RNA. RefSeq names its product U6 snRNA-associated Sm-like protein LSm8. Bases 106 to 396 code for a protein of 96 amino acids. Gene Ontology annotation, molecular function: RNA binding. The transcript has a single exon. Gene Ontology annotation, cellular component: U4/U6 x U5 tri-snRNP complex; U6 snRNP; precatalytic spliceosome. The record is from RefSeq and is a predicted model, not a curated record. Gene Ontology annotation, biological process: mRNA splicing, via spliceosome. NCBI's taxonomy places the organism in Eukaryota, Metazoa, Arthropoda, Insecta, Lepidoptera, Noctuidae.
CGAGUCUUACAAAUACUGUCGUUUUUCUAAAGAAAACGUUUAAAUUUUCAAUAUUAUUAUUUCGUCUUCUACUUUUACGUUUUCUAACCAAAAACCUAUGAAGCAAUGGCUUCGGGACUAGAAAACUAUGUGAAUCAAACAGUGUCAGUGAUAACUUCAGAUGGUCGGAAUUUUAUUGGAACUUUAAAAGGUUUUGAUCAAACUAUAAAUAUAAUAUUGGACGAGUCUCACGAGAGAGUGUUUUCUUCGUCAACUGGUGUGGCGCAGGUGGUUCUAGGACUGCAUAUAAUACGCGGCGACAAUGUAGCGAUUGUUGGUCAAAUAGACGAGUCGAUUGAUAGCAGACUGGACCUUGGAAACAUAAAAGCCGAACCGUUGGGAUCGAUUGUACAUUAACUAAUUUUAAGGAUAUGUAAUAAAUAAGUCUUAUGUA